Messenger RNA from Verticillium nonalfalfae, 2877 nucleotides. RefSeq lists its product as uncharacterized. The transcript has 10 exons. Bases 1 to 2877 code for a protein of 958 amino acids. The record is from RefSeq and is a predicted model, not a curated record. NCBI's taxonomy places the organism in Eukaryota, Fungi, Ascomycota, Sordariomycetes, Glomerellales, Plectosphaerellaceae. Gene Ontology annotation, cellular component: endoplasmic reticulum; Golgi apparatus; plasma membrane.
AUGUCCUCGCCGUCUAUCCAGUCGUUUUUCACCAAGCCUAUUGCGAUGUUAGGUUGUGCAAACCCUGCCAAAGUGCCACACCCUGACGGGUUCACACAGGAAGAACUUGACGCACCCACUAGCCCUCUGGCUCGAGCCUGGAGCCCGACCGUCUCAUACAGGGAAGUCUCGAUUACUGACAUCGUUCCCGGGGCGGGAAACAUCUCUUUUUCGGGUCGCAUCGUCAACUACAGGCCGUCAGAGGUGGACAAGAAAGGGGGCCAAUACUCAAGGCCAUGGCACUUUCUCGUCAUCAAAGAUGACACUGGCGUUCUUGGUGUCAAGCUGACGCCGAUUGGCAUACCCGUCGCCACGCUCGUCCUUGGCAGGCUCGUUACUGUCUGGGCCACAUACAUUGGAGCCCCUUCGUCGACUCCCUGCACCAUCCCUUACAUGGCGAGCUGCACCAGUGUCAAUCCUGAGCGGGGAACGAAGCAAUUCAUCCGGUUUUUUGAGGACACAGGCGAGAAUGACAUGCUUCAUCGAGUCCCUUUAGGGUCCGGACUUUCAGAUGAACCCCUGAGACCUCUUCCUGACCUGAUGACGCUUGGUACUUACGCUAAGACUGGGCACGACGACGUCCGUGGCGUCAUGCUUCUUGUUUGCGUCAGCAGCGUCGGUAGGCGCCGGCAGGUGAGAAAGGCUGGAAGAGACGAGUUCCUGGCACUCAUAGAGGUAAUUGUGUGCGACAAUACCGGGAGUUGUGUCUUCACUUUAUGGGAGGACAAAAUCAACUCGACUCGAGCAUGGACACCAAACAAGACUAUUCUGCUCAUCGUGAACCCCAAGCAGCAGGACCGUCGCGGUAGCGGUGGUCAGAUCACUAUCAGCAUCGAUAACGCUACGUUGGUUGACGUAGAGCCCCGAGGCCCCGAUGCCGACUGGCUUCGAAGAUGGGCAAAGAACCGACUGAAGAAAGAGGCUGUGUGUAUAGCUUUCCCGGACAACGUGUGGAAUGCGGAGGAAGCUGUCAAUGGUCCCAUCCGGGCCUUGUUCACUGUUGCUGAGGUGGACGAAUUUGUCCGCAACGAUCCUCAUUUGAAGUUUACUGGCAAGCUCAGUCUCGUCAUUGUGGAUAUGGAAUUGACCAGUUUGUGGCAGAGAAAGAUGCUCUGCUGUACUGAAUGUUGUGGAGUGCCCCUUUAUGCCAACAUUAGCAUGGCUACGUGCCAACACUGCCGGUCCCCUCAGCAUCUGUCUUUCAACCCUCGGAUCAUGGGCACGUUGGUGGAUGAAACAGGCUGCAUCGAGAAGGGCAAACUGAUGUGGAGUCUUGAUGCAUGGAAACAGCUCCUUCUGCCCGCCGAGGAUGCAACGAGUUACCAGCUAUCCAACGACCUGCAAUCAAGCGCUGCAAGUCCUGGGACUGUCGUCGGCGACCAACCCAACUGUACUAACAUGGAUCAAAUCUGGGUCAAACUGACAGAAAAGGGGGCUCAGUCGUCGUCGCCUGGCACUCGAGGACCCGCCCACUCCGCCAACCUGGACAUUUCGAGACUCUGGCGCGCGUCGCGCAAAACCACCACCUUCAUGAUGCCCGAAUCACCAUCCGGUGUGGGUCAGGCCGACUCAAUCCGGUCGCACGAUUCGAAUGACAAGAACUCGGACAAGAAGAAGAGUCGCCGUCCCGCAAACACUGCGUUUCGGCAACAGCGGUUGAAGGCAUGGCAGCCCAUCCUGACACCCAAGACGGUGCUCCCCCUGUUUUUCACUAUCGGCAUCAUUUUCGCUCCCAUUGGAGGCCUGCUGCUCUACGCCAGCUCCGAGGUCCAGGAAAUCCGGAUUGACUACUCAGACUGUCUCAACGAUGCGCCGACGAGCGACUUUGAUACCAUGCCCUCCAAACACAUCUCUAAUGCCUUCAAGGGCGGUAACGAUACCAAGGUUGCCCGAUGGAGGAAAUACGAGGACGUCAACGUGCAACCAGCCCGCGGUCAGAACUACUCAGGCACCAUCUGUACCGUCGAAUUCACCAUUCCAGAGGACAUGGGCACGCCUGUGCUCUUCUACUACCAUCUCACCAAUUUCUAUCAGAACCAUCGUCGAUAUGUCUCGUCCUUCUACGCCGAUCAGCUGAAAGGCGAUGCUCAGAGCUCCAACUCGAUCAACGGCUCCGACUGUGGUAGCACCAAAGAGGUUGCCUUUGACCGGGACAAUGGACUGCCCAUCUAUCCAUGCGGCCUCAUCGCCAACUCCAUGUUCAACGACACGUUCACUUCGCCUCUGCAGCAGAAUCCCCAAGGCUCCAAUGACGACAGCGCCAUCUACGAAAUGAAGGACGACAGCAGGAUUGCUUGGGCCUCCGACAGGGACCUCUAUGGCAACACCAAGUACGACCCCUCGACCAUCAUGCCGCCUCCCAACUGGCGUAAAACAUACCCCAAGUACACCGAACAGAACCCCCCUCCCGACUUGAGCGAGUGGCAGGCUUUCCAGGUCUGGAUGCGUACAGCCGGUCUACCUGAGUUCAGCAAGCUGUAUCAGCGCAAUGACGACGAGCCCAUGCGAGCCGGAACCUACCAGGUUAACAUCACCGACAAUUUCCCAACCAAGGCAUACAAGGGCUCCAAGUCCAUCGUCAUCUCCACUCGUACCGUCAUGGGUGGCCGUAACAACUUCCUUGGAAUCGCGUACGUGGUCGUCGGUGGCCUGUGUAUUGUUCUCGGUGGUGUCUUCACCGUCACUCAUCUCUUGAAGCCAAGAAAGCUCGGAGACCAUACAUACCUCUCCUGGAACAAUGCUCCCGCCUCUCAAAAGGGUCCUGCCACUGGCGGUGUGCUCGGCGGGUCCAGCGGCGCCAUGGCCUCCGGCCGUGACCUUCGACCUGGCGAGGCCUAG